Messenger RNA from Neltuma alba, 588 nucleotides. Its product is annotated as probable LRR receptor-like serine/threonine-protein kinase At4g29180. Gene Ontology annotation, biological process: protein phosphorylation. Bases 1 to 588 code for a protein of 195 amino acids. Gene Ontology annotation, molecular function: protein kinase activity; ATP binding. The record is from RefSeq and is a predicted model, not a curated record. The transcript has 3 exons. Lineage: Eukaryota; Viridiplantae; Streptophyta; Magnoliopsida; Fabales; Fabaceae.
AUGAAGAGAAUGAUCUCUUGGAUUCUUGCUUUGCUUCUUCUGGUUUCCUUCUUCGCUAUUCUUGCAGAUGCUGCUAAUAGUAGAGGAUUGGAAUACCUUCUUGCUGGUACUCCUAUAAUCCAUCGAGACUUAAAGCCAUCCAACAUUCUAUUAAGUAAAUCUAUGACAGCCAAGAUUGCUGAUUUUGGACUCUCUAGAGUAUUUAUCAAUGAAAGAGACACCCAUCUAUCAACUCAACCAGCUGGUAAUCCCAGUUAUAUUGAUCCUGAAUCUGGAAAACUAAACAAGAAAAGUGAUAUUUAUAGUUUUGGAAUGAUUCUUCUUCAACUCAUAACGGGUCGCCAUCCAAUAAAUAGAGGACCUGAGGAUAUCAGUUUCAUUGUUGAUUGUAUUCAACCUAAAAUUGAACGUGGGGAUAUGGAAGGCAUUGUUGAUCCAAGAUUAGCUGCAGGAUUCAGUGCUAAUUCAACAUGGAAAGCUGUUGAAGUAGCAAUUUCAUGUGUUACCACCACCACCCCAGAGGCCAGACAUAAGUUACAUAUCGCGAGAACUACAAGAAUGUGUAGCUUUGGAGAUGGGAAUAAAUGA